AUGAUUCCUAUUUUUGGACGAUGCGUGCCAGAACUUAGCUUGAUUAGUAAUGAGGUUGUAGACUGGAUGUACACAACUCAUGGACACAAAAUAACACAGUCGAAUCACGACCUUUUAAAUCCAGCUGCACUGAAUCAGUAUGCUGAUGCCAUUAGUAAUAAAGGAGCAGCACUGAAAAUUUGUUUUGGUCUCAUAGAUGGAACUGUGCGCCCCACUUCUAGACCGGAUGCAAACCAGAGAAUUGUAUACAAUGGACAAAAACGGGUUCAUGCGCUUAAAUUUCAGUCUCUUGCGCUCCCAAAUGGAUUAAUUGACCAUCUAUAUGGUCCUGUUGAAGGAAGGAUGCACGAUGCACGAAUGUUGGCAGUUUCUGAUCUAUAUGAUGAUUUGGAAAAUUUUGCUUUCUGUCCAGCUGGAAGAGAAAUGUGUUUAUAUGGGGUCCAUCUCCAAGCCGAAUUGGGGUUUUAA
This is a messenger RNA of Pocillopora damicornis (cauliflower coral), 468 nucleotides long. RefSeq lists its product as uncharacterized. NCBI's taxonomy places the organism in Eukaryota, Metazoa, Cnidaria, Anthozoa, Scleractinia, Pocilloporidae. The record is from RefSeq and is a predicted model, not a curated record.